Dipodomys spectabilis (banner-tailed kangaroo rat) is the source of this 3153-nucleotide messenger RNA. RefSeq names its product N-6 adenine-specific DNA methyltransferase 1 (gene Hemk2). The record is from RefSeq and is a predicted model, not a curated record. Gene Ontology annotation, biological process: methylation. Gene Ontology annotation, cellular component: eRF1 methyltransferase complex. Bases 13 to 657 code for a protein of 214 amino acids. Gene Ontology annotation, molecular function: protein methyltransferase activity; nucleic acid binding; S-adenosylmethionine-dependent methyltransferase activity. Lineage: Eukaryota; Metazoa; Chordata; Mammalia; Rodentia; Heteromyidae. The transcript has 6 exons.
CAGCGGCGGAAGAUGGCGGUGCCGAGCAUCCCCACGCCUCUCUAUGGACACGUGGGUCGCGGCGUGUUCCGCGACGUGUACGAGCCCGCGGAGGACACGUUCCUGCUGCUGGACGCGCUCGAGGCUGCAGCGGACGAGCUGGCGGGAGUGGAAAUUUGCCUGGAAAUAGGGUCAGGGUCCGGUGUGGUGUCUGCAUUCCUUGCAUCUAUGAUAGGUCCUCAGGCUUUAUACAUGUGCACUGAUAUCAACCCUGAUGCAGCAGCCUGUACCCUGGAGACAGCACGCUGUAACAAAGUCCAAAUUCAACCAAUAAUUACAGAUUUGGUCAAAGGCUUGUUACCACGACUGAAAGAAAAAGUUGACCUGCUCGUGUUUAAUCCCCCCUAUGUAGUGACUCCACCUGAAGAGGUAGGAAGUCAAGGAAUAGAAGCUGCAUGGGCUGGUGGCAGAGAUGGUCGGGAAGUCAUGGACAAAUUCUUCCCAUUAGCAUCUGAUCUACUUUCCCCAAGAGGACUGUUCUAUUUAGUUACCAUAAAAGAAAACAAUCCAGGAGAAAUUUUGAAAACAUUAAACACCAAAGGUCUCCAGGGGACCACUGCACUUUCCAGGCAAGCAGGACAAGAAAUCCUCUCAGUCCUCAAGUUCACCAAGUCAUAAUAUAUUGGGAACCACUGGAAACUGAAUGCACGCAGUAUAUUUAGAAGCUGAAGUCAUUCUUUUGCUUAUGGAAUUUUACCAGAAGUUUGUCACCAAGAGGUCAAAAAUGAGUCCUUCACUUUCAUCAGGGAAUUCACCAGGAAAUCAAGACAGUAAAUAUAAAUAUACAUAUUUUUAUAAUUUACAUUUUAUACAUGUUAUAUUUAUAGAUGAGGUGUUCAUUUCAUCAUUACUUAUAAUAUCAAAACAGUGAAUCCUCCUGUCAAUCAGAAAUGAAAUUGGUUAAGUUUCAAUACACAGCCAUUACACAUGAGUCAGGUCUGUAUAUUUUGAACCGGAAGCAUCCAUGAUGCCUUACUUAAAGUAAAAAGUGUAAGUUGCAGAAGUUUUUAUCCUGAAUGUGUGUUUUUUUAAGGAAGAGAACUUCAGAAGAUAAAUAACAUGGUCUUCAACUCUGGUCGCGCCAUCUGGAUUUGUACAGUGAUGAUGCUGGACGCUGACAGUGGAUUUCAUCAGUGGUGAUGUAGUUGCAGCUGGUGUGCCAGCCAUGCUUUUCAUAACACUGGUACUGCAGUGUUUGAAUCAAGUAGGUAGGCUUUUCUGGUAGGAGGCUGGCAUUAGGAAGGAAGUCUGACUAAUAACACGGUCUUCCACUGUGGGGUACAGUGAUAUGGGACAUGUUGAAAUAUUCCUCCAAGGUGAAGGAUAAGUGGUUGCAUUAGUCACUCCUAAACCAAAAGAUAAAAAAAAAUUGUAGAUUUUGGGGGGUUUUGGGACAGUAUCUAUUUUGGUAUGAUGCCAGCUCAUUUAUCAAGGGACCCCAAAAGAAUGCUUGUGAGUCUCCCAGAGCAAGAGAAGGUUCUGUGACUAGUCCUGGCUGCUUUGCAGGAUGCUGUGCCCGUUAGGCCAUAUGAUCGUGCACCUGUGGCCUCAUGUAUUCCCUAUGAAGCUAGAGACAAGUUAUUUGCUGUUAAGCCAGCAGACAGUGGUGUGACACACGUUGGCUGGCACAGUCAACACAGCACAACAGAAUCAGUGGUCCAAAGCAGUUCUGAAAUUCAUCUGGGCAGAUGUUGGAAUAGUUUUGAUUAGGAAUCAGUCCUUCCAAGAUGAAAUAACCAUGACUCUCAAUUCUAUCUUCAAAAGUUUUGGUUCUGCCCAGAUUUUACUGUUCUGUUUUCAGUACAUGCAGCAUGUCUUUGUCUGAGUAGUUUUCCAGGCUAGUUUCUCCAGAUAGUUUAGAGACCCAAAGUCCUUUCAUUUUGUGUUCUCUGUAUGAGAAUAUGUGAUAUUUGUCUCUGUCAUUCUGGCUUAUUUCAUUUUAUACAUAAUUUCCAGUUCCAUCCAUAUUCUAGUAAGCAAUAUAAGUUUGUUCUUUAUGGAUGACUCCACUGUGUAUGUGUACUCCACAUUUUCUGCAUUCAUCAGUUGAUGAGCCAGGGUGAUUCAAAAAUUUAGCUAUUGUGAGUAGUACUGCCAUAAAUAUGGGUAUGCCACUAUCUUUUGAAUAUAAGCCAGGAAAGGCAGGGCAGGUUCAUAUAGUAGUUCUAUUUAUCAGGUUUUUAAUUUUUUUAAUGAAUGUCCAGACUGAUUUCCAUAGUGGUUGCACCUAAUUUACAUUUUACUACAAUAUAUUAAUUAUACUUCAACAUUAGCUGUAUUUUCAAGACAAGCAUUUCUCUACCUUGGCAACUUAAGAGAUUAAUGCAGAAUAUUAAAUGGUAAAGAACUUCUUAAGUGUCAUAUUAUUUGAUUUUGAGGUGUACCUUUAAGACAGAGGACCUUUUAUGACUCAACAGUAUUACCUUUGAUCUUUCUGAGGUAUAUGCAUGCAUGUGUGUGCUUAAGUUUAAAUCCAUGGAGCCUAAUGUAGAAGCUAGAGAAAUUAAAGUGAAAGAGUUUAAAUCUAGAAAAUGUACUACAUAGGCCACUUAGAAUCCUUUUUCUUACAGAUUGAACAAGAAUUUAAAUUAUAAACAAAAGUAAGUGCAAUCUCCAAAAACAGACAAAAGAAAAUUCCAAAAAUAUCUUGGAUGUCACCAAGAUCUUAUAUAAGGGUAAACAAGCAUGUCCUUUUGAAAACAAACUCAGAAAUGCCACUUUAGAUCUCCCAAAUGCCACCAACAUCUUAAAAUUCUGGCCUUAUAGAGAAAAAGAUAAAAUCUAGACCUCAAGGUAAGAUCACUUAUCCACAUAAAAAUAAGACCAAAAGUGUCCUUAUUUGCUAAGAACAGGAAACUCUGAUUAAUGAUAUCUGCAAACUGAAGAGCAAUGGGGAAAAAAUUAGUGUCCUAUCUUGUCUAAAAUCCAGGACAACUUUACAAAAUCCAGUAACACUACCUCAGGGGAAUUAGCACUUAACAGGUCCCAACAUUCUUCUAAAUUCCUAUAGAGGAUGUUCUACAUAUAUAGAUGGAAAAAGUAAGGACAUAUCAGCUGGGCACCCGUGGCUCAUGCCUGUAAUCCUAGCUACUCAGGAGGCUGAGAGAAUUGAGG